Molecule: messenger RNA, 1092 nt
Organism: Grammomys surdaster
Lineage: Eukaryota; Metazoa; Chordata; Mammalia; Rodentia; Muridae
Product: alpha-N-acetylgalactosaminide alpha-2,6-sialyltransferase 1-like
Exons: 5
Molecular function (GO): alpha-N-acetylgalactosaminide alpha-2,6-sialyltransferase activity
Source: RefSeq, a predicted model, not a curated record
AUGAAGAACUGCUGCGGAGGACUUUCCCAGAAGCAAGUUUUCCUGUUUCUGGCUGUGUUGACAUUGAUCUUUAUUCUGCUCGCCAUUGUUAAGGAACCAAGCACAAAGGAUUUCCGGUACCAUUUUAUACAGAACAAUGAAUCAAGUCCACAAGAGAUUCUACAAAAGGCCAAACCUCAAGGACCCAUAAUGACACUGCCACCCAUAGUUCACAACAAGGAGACAACAUCUGUCAGGACAAAGGAAGUGGACCUGAAGAAACAGAAGAGAAAGGCCGCCCGAGGAGAGGGGGAGGAGAAGAGGAACCUGGAUCCCAUAAGGCCAGCACCAGAGAAUCCUCAGAGCAAGGCAGAGCCUGCUGCAAAGACACCUGUUCCAAAAUGUCUGGACAACCUAUCGAUAGCUACUGGAGCACUGUCAACAAGGAAGCAACCGAUGGCCACAGGAUCUGUCCCAGCCAAGAAGAAAGUGGUCCAGGCCACCUCAUCCCCUGCCUCUUUUCCACACCCCACCACACAAAAAAGCCAAAUGCUGAAGGCCUCCAACUUCAAGUCUGAGCCUCGGUGGGAUUUUGAGGAGGACUAUAGCAUGGAUGUGGGCAGCCUACAGAAGACCUGCCCCAACUCUGUGAAGAUCAAGGCCUCCAAGUCACCAUGGCUACAGAAUCUCUUUCUGCCCAACAUCACUCUGUUCCUAGACUCUGGACACUUCACCCAGAGCGAGUGGAGCCGUCUAGAGCACUUUGCACCGCCCUUUGGCUUCAUGGAGCUCAAUCAGUCCCUGGUACAGAAGGUGCUGACCCGCUUCCCUCCGGUACUCCAGCAGCAGCUCCUCCUGGCAAGCCUCCCCACUGGGUACCUCACAUGUAUCACCUGUGCUGUAGUGGGCAAUGGGGGCAUCCUGAAUGAUUCUCGUAUGGGCCAAGAGAUAGACAGCCAUGACUAUGUUUUCCGACUGAGUGGAGCCGUUGUCAAAGGAUAUGAACAGGAUGUGGGGACCCGCACAUCCUUCUAUGGCUUCACUGCCUUCUCCCUGGCCAAGUCUAUCCUCAAAUUGGGUAGUCGAGGUUUCCAGCAUGUGCCUCUGGGGAAG